Molecule: messenger RNA, 963 nt
Organism: Myotis myotis
Lineage: Eukaryota; Metazoa; Chordata; Mammalia; Chiroptera; Vespertilionidae
Product: olfactory receptor 8K3-like
Exons: 1
Coding region: 1-963 (320 amino acids)
Biological process (GO): G protein-coupled receptor signaling pathway; sensory perception of smell
Cellular component (GO): membrane
Molecular function (GO): G protein-coupled receptor activity; olfactory receptor activity; odorant binding
Source: RefSeq, a predicted model, not a curated record
AUGGACAAUCACAAUCUAACAAUGUUAAAUGAAUUCAUUCUAAUGGGGAUCACGGACCUCCCAGGGCUGCAGGCUCCAUUAUUUGGGCUCUUCCUCAUUGUUUACACAGUCUCCUUGGUGGGAAACCUGGGCUUGAUUAUCCUCACCAAGAUAGACUCCAGGCUACAAACACCCAUGUACUUUUUCCUGAGACACUUGGCUUUCACUGAUCUUGGUUACUCAACAACUAUAGGACCUAAAAUGCUAGUAAAUUUAGCUGUCAAUCAACAUACAAUCUCUUAUAAUUGGUGUGCUACCCAACUCACUUUCUUCAGUAUGUUUAUCACCAGUGAAGUUUUUAUUUUGUCAGCAAUGGCCUAUGAUCGCUAUGUGGCCAUCUGUAACCCUCUACUCUACACAGUCAUCAUGUCACAAAGAUUAUGUCACUUGCUGGUGGCAAUACCCUAUCUAUACAGUGUCUUUUUGUCUUUGCUGGCUGUCCUUAAAAUUUUUAUUUCAUCCUUUUGUGGCUAUAAUGUCAUCAGGCAUUUCUACUGUGAUAGUCUGCCAUUGAUAUCUUUGCUCUGCUCAGACACACAUGAAAUCAAAUUGAUCAUUCUGAGUUUUGCAGCUUUUAAUCUAGUUUCAUCUCUUCUGAUAGUCCUUGUGUCCUACAAUCUGAUCCUGGUUGCCAUCCUCAGGAUGAAUUCUGCAGAGGGCAGGCACAAGGCUUUCUCUACCUGUGGAUCUCACCUGACGGUCAUAGUCAUAUUCUAUGGUACCUUAUUCUUUAUGUAUGUGCAGCCCAAGUCCAGUCAUUCAUUUGAUACUGACAAAAUGGCCUCUUUAUUUUACACUUUGGUCAUACCCAUGCUGAAUCCCUUGAUUUACAGUUUGAGGAACAAGGAGGUGAAGAAUGCCUUAACUAGAACCUGGAACAUGUGUGCAAACAUUCUGUUGAAAAUUCACUGUAAGAUAUGGUAG